AUGCCUGAGCAUCUGAGCCCUUCGACAGCAGCACGACCAGAUGCCAUCAGCGAGCUGCAGCAGGAGAAUGAAGCCCUGAGGCUCCUCUCGAGGUCCCCCCACCCGUACCACCGCCAGAAAUCCGAGCUCUUGGAGCCUUCGGAUCGCUUCGCAACCUACAGCACCGCCCGCUCGGCGCUCCGGUCCAGCCUCGACGGCAACCAGCCGCGGAGCCGCACUUCGUUUCCGGCCGUCUCCCGCGACACCACUCCGACGAGCGACAGCGGAACCGAGGCCGACGAUGAACACUUCCUCAAAGGCCUGCCGGCCCCGAAGACGAAGCUGCACAAGGGCCUACGUGGGCGCAACGAGGUCCUGUCGGGAACCUCGACCCCUCUACCCUCGCCGGCACCGCUCGACGACGAUGGAAGACGGCAGUUGUAUGCCACCUCGGGUCCCAAGAAGGAUCUCGGGGUAGGCAAGGGGAAGCGGGCAGACACAGAUUACACGAGGCGCAUGAAGGUAAUAGUCCGGCGACUCACCGAGUUCCUAUUGCUCGGAGGGCUUGGUGCUCUAGUCCAAGCCAAUGACCAGGUCCGCCCAGUAUUACAAAGAUGGCAUACAGAGCUCUACACCGCCCUUGGCCUAGCAGGUGCUCUCGCCGCGCUCUAUCCCUUGAGGUUGACCGUUUGGGGAUACCGGCAUCGGUCACCUUCACAGAGGAUACCAAUUCAUGUGUCCACAUCACUGGACCCGGCGCCACUGUUAUACCCCCCGAGCAUCACCCUCUUCGUUUCCGCUCUCAUCGCGGCGAACAGCGAAGCAGUUCUGCUCCCCAAUAUCAUCCUAUCGCUCUGUUCUCUCCCGCCCGCUCUGUUCCCAGCAUUAUCGGAGGGCGAACUGUGUAGCUCGCUGCACUGGCUUAUAACAUGCAUUCCCCUCUUCCUUUCCAAAACAGACAGUGCCAAACUUGGAUCACUACCGCCGGGAACCAAUUCGCAACUUUCACCAUUGCAGGCCGAAAGCCUGGUUCUCCUAUACCCUCUACACAAAUAUCUGUGCAUGACUCUGCAUUCGUUCACGACUUCCAGUCUCUUGACUGCAGAGCUCCAGCUUCUAUCAGUAGCACUCCUCAACGUGCUACUGUUAGCAUACUCCCCGCAGAUCACCAUCCUCAAGGCCAUGCUGUGGGUAGGUGGUCUAGAUAUCCUCGUGCUGUGCAGGCGAGUGAUACUUUGGGCGAUUUCUCUUGCUCGCGUGCCCAAAUGGCGAUUCAAACGUGUCGAGUUGCCAACGAAACGCUCCUCCUCUAUAUUUGCUGCCCUCAUGUCGUGGAAACGAGUCCGGCACGAUUUAUUCCAUGCCUCCAUGGAUAGCUCCUCCUGCAGCUCAUGCGAAGCUGUGGACGAUCAUGAGGAUAGUGACGGCUUUGGAAGCCCUUCGUCUCAAGGGCUCGCACGCGUGAGGACCGUAGGGAUGGAUGGCGCCGAUGCGACUGGUUAUGAUGGGCCGCUCUCAGCUGUCGACGACGAUCGCCACGAAGUCAAAUUCACUUUGCCAGAAACGCAACAGGUCUUUGGCCAUCAACGCCGACAUACGUUGCCGACCCUCGAUAGACCGUCCAAGAAAUCUCCUACGCAUACACCGUCAGGUCGACGAAAGCGCUCAGCCUCUUCGUCUGUGCGAGCAUUCUUCUCGCUUACACAGACUCAAGCCACGACCAGAAAAUGGCUGUAUGCUCUAUACGUCUAUAUCUGCAUUAUCGGGGCGGUCUUUAUCCCUGUUGAGCUCCUCGGCGUUAAAGACUUUGUGCAGAAACAUGCCUUACAUGGAUACGAGCCGGUGGGAUGGGCGCUCGGCUAUCUUUUUGGCGAUCUGCCCUGGUUCCGGUGGCAAGUUGUGAGCCGCAACCUAGAACGGUGGAUUUGCCUUCCACCUCGAACAGAGAUCCAGGGGCUAGAUGAUCUCGGCUGGGUCCAGUAUCUUCGACUGGGGGUUUUCGGUGAAGCAAACACGCGACUUCUUCUAUGUGCCUACUACCUCCCGGUAAUCGCAUGUGGUCUCCUGGUCGUCUUUCAGCUUUCGCCAAUCUACGAGGUGGACACUAGGCGGAAAGUCUUCCACUUCAUGAUGGUGGCCAUGUUCGCCCCUUCCAUCUACGUUGACCCACCGUUCGUGGCACUGGCACUCUCGAUCGUGCUUGCUCUCUUCCUCCUCCUCGAUCUACUUCGAGCGAGUCAACUUCCGCCCCUUUCGAAACCCCUCGCGUCUUUCCUCGCACCGUACGUUGAUGGCCGUGAUCUCCGAGGGCCCGUGGUCAUCUCUCACAUAUUUCUCCUCAUCGGCUGCGCCAUCCCCCUCUGGUUGUCCCUCGGGUCACUGCCCCGAACGGGGUCUGGCUACAUGGAAGGAUGGGAGGUGCCUACUCGUGAGGUAAGCAUGGUGGCUGGCGUCAUCUGCGUCGGCUUGGGUGACGCAGCGGCCUCCCUGAUCGGCCGCCGCUAUGGACACCGCAAAUGGCUCUGGGGCGGCGGCAAGAGUCUCGAGGGCAGCGUGGCAUUCGCCACGGCGGUGUUUUUCGGCCUCAUGGCCGCGUACGUCUGGCUGCGCAUCGGCGGGUGGCCGUCUUCGGCACAGCUCGACACGCUGCCCGUGGUGAUAACGAAGUCGGGCGCCUGCGCCAGCGUAGCCAGUCUUACGGAGGCUGUCCUGACCGGUGGAAACGACAACGUGAUUGUGCCCGUGGUUCUCUGGACUUGUGUUAAGGGGCUCGGCAUCUAG
Molecule: messenger RNA, 2760 nt
Organism: Neoarthrinium moseri
Lineage: Eukaryota; Fungi; Ascomycota; Sordariomycetes; Amphisphaeriales; Apiosporaceae
Exons: 2
Coding region: 1-2760 (919 amino acids)
Biological process (GO): dolichyl monophosphate biosynthetic process
Cellular component (GO): endoplasmic reticulum membrane
Molecular function (GO): dolichol kinase activity
Source: RefSeq, a predicted model, not a curated record